CAUGUGAAUUGUUUAUGGGCGUAUUGAGAACUAUACAAUGAACUUGCUGACGUGCACAGAGAAGAUUUGUCAUAUAUAAACUACUACAAGCUCAUCUGGAACCACAAAUAUUAAUAAAAAAAUUUAAGUGGAAUUUCAAAGUGUUGCUAUCUAACAAUUGAUAAUAAGAGCUAUCAAUGAGCACAGUUGCAAUGCCGACACACUGCUUAUUAAACACAGCUGCCGCAAAUCCAACAAUUCCUAUAUCCAACAGUGCCUUUCAAACAGUCAUCGCGCUAAUUUUCCGCCGCAAUGAGUGAGUCAAACGAGAAUUCGCAUUUAAAAUAUAUUAAGGAAUAUGUAGUGCCGGAAAUUGUGUCGCAAUUGCAAGGCGAAACCUUGUUAAAGUUUGAGCUGGAGCAUGCAAGCGGGCUGGACGGUUUUAUGUCGGCACUCUACAACAUACAAUUGCAUACACAGACUGCCGACGGCGCCAAGCAACAACGUCUGCUGGUGGCCAAAUUCAUGAAAGGCGAUGUCGCCUUUCGCGAGUCCAGCAAAUCGUACAUACAAUUUGCCAAUGAAAUAUUUGUGUAUGAACGCGCAUUGCCCGCUUUUGCUAAAGUGCUUGCCGCCGCUAAGCUCGAUAUAACGAUUGACGAUUGGGUGCCACAUCCGUAUGUUGCGAAAUUCGGUUAUAUUGAGGGGUUGAGCGCCGCGCCGGGCGUACGUGAAUCGGUGUUGGUGCUCGAGCAUUUGAAACCGCGCGGUUAUGUGUUGGGACCACGUCUGUAUCUGACGCGUGAACACUUGUUGCCAAUGUGUCGCACAAUUGGGCAAUAUCACGCAAUUAGCUAUGCCUUGCGGCUUGUGGAUCCAGCGCAAUUGGAACGCUUGAAAAGUGAAAUUGUAACGCUGCCGUUCAUAAACGAUGCAGAUCCUAAAGAUGCGCAAGAAAAUUUUUAUCGUUAUCUGUUUCGCGCCGCCUUCGAUCGCUUUUAUGACUUUUUCGAUCGUAAAAUUGAUGGCAAUACAUUCGAUAGGCAGAAUGCCGAUGAUUUGAAAUUGAUUGAGCGUUUACGCGAUAUGCGUGCGAAGUAUAUUGAAGAGCCAACGCGUUUGUUGGAGAAAAUACGCACAGGUGUUGAGACUAACGCGCAAGAUAAGCAUUUCGGCGCUAUAUUACAUGGUGAUUACAAUCGCAAUAAUGUGCUGUUCCGUUAUGAGGAGCAAGCAGCUGGCGAUGUGGCCGAGCCAAAAGUGGCCGAUGUGAAAAUGAUUGAUUUCCAAGAGAUGCGUUACGGCAGUCCCUGCCUAGACUUGAGUUUCUUCAUGUACAUGAAUACAACUGAAGAAACGCGCGAUGCAAUUUGGUUGGAAAUGCUGCAAACAUAUCACGCAAACAUGUUUAAUACACUGCAGGCAGCUGUUAAAGGCAAUGCGAAAGUCGAUGAAGCGCAAUUGGAUGCCUACAGUUUUGAAGCAUUCCACGCACACUUUAAACGCUAUGCUUUCUAUGGCGUCAUGAUUACGCUACACUUUCUACCCUGGAUGCUUUCGAGCCAAGAGGAAUGCGCUAAGAUCUCACAUCUCUUCGAAACCGAUUUGCGUGGCGAAGAGUUUCAGCGAGUUUCCAUUGAGAUCGGUGGUGAUGCAGUAAAUAUGCGUUUGCUGGCUGUACUGCGACAUGCCUGCAAAAUGGGUUAUAUGGAUGAGCUUUGAGGUUAGGUUUGCGGAUGGUUUAGCAUUUUAAGUCUACAGUGGCCUUUUGAAGUGCUUUAAUAUAAUAAGAUAGUGAAAAUAAAUGCGAAAUUAAAAAUAUAUAAAUAGUAAUAUGUGAAUUAUAAUAUAUUAAUAAUAAUAUAUAAAUAAUAACGGUUGUCUGAAUGCAAGUCUAACAUAAAUUGCUCAGCUCUUGCCUACAAAACUUUUCAAAUAAUAUUUACAAUAAAUAAUAAGUGCAAUAAACAGUUAUAAUUAUAUAACAAUAACCGUUAUUUUAUAAAUAAACGCAAAUAAAGUAUUUUUACGCUCUUUUAAAGUGUGAACUUUGCUUAAGUGUGACUAUGUGUGUAAAUCUCCUAAAUGUGUGCGAGUUGAAUGGAAGUUUUUAAGGGUUUUACCAGAAAAAGUUGGAGCAAAUUACGCAUAUAUUCAUCAUAUAUACAUACAUACAUAUAUUCAUCUAUACAUACAUGCAUAAAGGGUUUUUCAAUAGGGGCGCUACAAAAGUACACCGGUAGGGACAGCAAACGAUGCCAUAUUUUCCCCGCUCUUUUGACAUUUCUCUUCAGUAAGGUUUGCCAUUUCAUCAUGGAAAGAUAUACGAUCCAACAACGAGUCGAAAUUAUUAAAAUUUACUACCGAAAUUCGGAGUCAGUGGUCUCAACUUUAAGAGCGCUACCUUCAAUUUAUGAUCGUCAUAAUCGCCCUGUUCAGUUCAACAAUUGCAUCUAGUGGAAAAAUUUUAAUCCACAGGCACAGUACAAAUUGUUUCCAUGCCAGUAAGACAAAGAAGUGUCCGUAGUGUCGAGAAUAUUGCUGCCGCUAGCGCUUCAAUUGAAGAAGACCCAAAUCAGUCUCUCACAAGCGAAUUUUACGAAAGGAUCUUGGCCUACAUCCUUAAAAGUUCAAAUUGACACAAGAACUGAAGCCGCUUGACCACCAGAAUCGUCGUAUGUUCGUGAAUUUGGCUGAGCAACAACUUGAGAAUGAUCCGGAUUUUCAUUGAAAUCAAUGAAUUCAAAAUCAUAUUCAGCGAUGAGGCGCAUUUCUGGCUGAAUGGCUACGUCAAUAAGCAAAAUAUGCAUUCUACACGUACUCAAUGAGUCACCAUUGCAUCCCGAAAAAGUUACGGUUUGGUGGGGUUUAUGGGCCGUCGGCGUCAUUGGGCUGGCAAAACUGGCACGCUACUGUGAUAGGGAAUCGCUAUCGCUCAGUGAUAAUCGCAUAUUUUUGGCCCGAAUUGGAUGAUAUAGACUUGGACAAUAUGUGGUUCCAACAGGACGGCACCACAAAGCAAACAGCGAAUGUCAUAAUCGAUUUAUUGAAACCGAAGUUUGGUAAACGUGUUAUCUCACGAAAUGGUCCAGUCAAUUGGUAUCCUCGCUCAUGCGUUUUGACGCCAUUAGACUAUCUCCUGUGGGAAUAUGAUCUAUGACAACAAGCCAGCGACGAUUGAUGAACUUUGUACGAAUAUCGAACGUGAAAUUGUAGCAGUAUUGGCCGAUUUAUGCUUAAAAACCGUCGAAUCUUGGGUUCAGUGUCUAGACUUCUGCAAGCGUGACUGUGGUGGCCAUGCAAAAGAAAUUCCGUUCCAUAUAUAUUGGUAUCGAAUGUACUUUCACGGGAAUAAAGAAUUUUACUGAUGUCCCAAACCGUUUUUGUUUUAUUUAGAUUUUUUAAGUUAUGUUAAAUAAAAUGAAAAAUUCCAAAUUUGUCAAUUAUAUCGCUUUAAAUAAUUCUCGAUAAUACUAUUUUCACAUUCUACAAUCAUCUUUGCACAAUUUCAGUUUACUCAUGUGUUUUUUUGGGUAAAUAUUGCGAAAAUGAUACGCAAAUACUUAAACAUACUUCAAUGGUAUUUUUGCUAAUUUGCGACUUCCCUGUGUCAAUCAAAAAGAAACCACUUAUUUAGCAUGGUAAACGGUAGAACAUAGCUUAAAAGCUAUUCUUUGCACAGUUGUAUAACAAUUAAAGCAAGCAAUCGGCGCCAGACCGCUUCGAUUCCCACUAAAUUAGGUAAAUAAUGACAAGCCAUAAGUACCUAAACGCUAUCCGUUUCAAGCUUAGUUGUAUUUUAACAGCGUCUAAUACAAGUAGGCUUGUAGAUUUGUAAGAAAUAUAGUUUCUGCGCAAAAUACCGCAGCACAAUCAUGCGUCUAUUAUUGUGCUUGGCUUUAUUAGCCAUCGUAGCACCUUCGCUGCAACAACUAAGCAGCACCACGAGGAAUUCCACAGGUGCAAUUACACCCACAGUAGCGCCAACGGAAAAACCAGCUCCACCGCCUCCGUCACCCCCAUCACGUCCAUCUCCCCCGGGUUCGACGAAGCUCGACUGUCCAGCUUAUUGUCCGCGUAUUUAUCGUCCGGUCUGUGCUAGAUUUGAGGGCAAACUUCGUACAUAUGCGAAUAUUUGUUUGUUGCGCUUGGAUAUUGACUGUGCGCGCAGACGCGGUGUUGCAGCCCGCUAUAACAUAUUUCUUGUACGUCGGACCCAUUGCAACGCAAGAAGACGUAGACGUCCGGGAAGAGGGGGACGUAGGCCGAGACGAAGACCAAGACCGAUUCGUGUAAGGCCGAAUGGUGGAAAAGGCGUAAAUAGUCGUGUUUUGGAUACGAAUCCUUGAAAUGAUGCGGUGAAAUAAUAAUUUUCGACAAUAAAGAUUGAGAAAAAGCUGUA
Molecule: messenger RNA, 4381 nt
Organism: Zeugodacus cucurbitae (melon fly)
Lineage: Eukaryota; Metazoa; Arthropoda; Insecta; Diptera; Tephritidae
Exons: 5
Coding region: 292-1701 (469 amino acids)
Source: RefSeq, a predicted model, not a curated record